AUGGCGUCAAAAGCUACUAGCCUCUUCUCAAUUUCCCUCCUUAUCCUCCUUUCUCUCCUCUCUUAUUCAGCUUUCUCAGAUUCCCAUGACAAUAAGCAUUCACCAUUUGAGUUCCUCAACCAUCUCCAAGGUUGUCACAAAGGUGAAAAAGUCAAAGGUGUCCAUGAGCUCAAGAAGUAUCUGGAAAAGUUUGGGUACUUGAACUAUAAGACUUCUGCAAAUCAAACGCACUUGGACGACGAUGAUUUUGAUGAGAUACUAGAAUCUGCUCUCAAAACCUAUCAGCUUAAUUACCAUCUAAACGUUACUGGAGUUUUGGAUACCAAAACUGUGUCCAAAAUGAGUAUGUCUCGAUGUGCUAUGGCGGAUAUUGUCAAUGGUACUACCAGAAUGCUGUCCGGCAAGAAAGCGGUGGACCACCAUGGCUCUACCCACUUCCAUAAAGUAUCUCAUUUCUCAUUUUUUGAAGGAAACCCCAAGUGGCCAUCAACGAAGUAUCAUCUCACGUAUGCCUUUCUUCCGGGGAUCCGAGUUGAUGCCGUGAAACCUGUUAGGCGAGCUUUUGCAACAUGGGCUGCAAACACACAUUUCACAUUCUCUUGGACUAGGAACAUCAGUAAAGCAGAUAUUACGAUUAGUUUUGAAAGUGGUGAUCAUGGAGAUGGUUAUCCUUUUGAUGGUCCCGGCGGAACUCUUGCUCAUGCAUAUGCCCCGACGGAUGGGAGGUUUCAUUAUGAUGCAGAAGAGACUUGGUCAGUGGGGGCAACACCUGGGGCAUAUGACUUGGAGACUCUUGCUUUACAUGAAAUUGGGCAUCUUCUUGGACUUCAUCAUAGCUCAGUUGAGGAUGUUGUCAUGGCCCCUACUUUCUCUCCUGGACAGGCAAAGGUUUUGCAUGGGGAUGAUAUUCAGGGCAUCAAGCCUUUGUAUAAUGUUUGA
Molecule: messenger RNA, 939 nt
Organism: Pistacia vera
Lineage: Eukaryota; Viridiplantae; Streptophyta; Magnoliopsida; Sapindales; Anacardiaceae
Product: metalloendoproteinase 2-MMP-like
Exons: 1
Coding region: 1-939 (312 amino acids)
Biological process (GO): proteolysis; collagen catabolic process; extracellular matrix organization
Cellular component (GO): extracellular matrix
Molecular function (GO): zinc ion binding; metalloendopeptidase activity
Source: RefSeq, a predicted model, not a curated record